Molecule: messenger RNA, 2868 nt
Organism: Bursaphelenchus xylophilus (pine wood nematode)
Lineage: Eukaryota; Metazoa; Nematoda; Chromadorea; Rhabditida; Aphelenchoididae
Source: the annotation of a GenBank genome assembly
AUGGCUGGAGAUGGCUUUGUGAUCGGCGAAGGGAUCUGCAGUUUUCUGCAGGUUGUGCUGAAUGUUUUGUAUUUGCGGAAGUUCUGGAAACUCGAGACAUUUCAUGCCAAUUUUCGGCAGACUUUUGUAAGUUUUUUUGGAGUUUUGUGGCUAUAAAAGUUGAGGAGUUUUUACUCCUAAAAAAUUUACAUUUACGCUUUGAAGGCACAUUUGAAAACAAAUCUCUUUAGUAAAAUUCUAAGCUGUAGAUUUUUCAAGGUUGUUUAUGGGAGUUGAAAAAGUGCAUUCAAAAGAGGUCUUAAUUAUCCAAAUUGAAGGUUUGAACUGCUUUAAAAUUGACAGAUGAAAGCGUUGACAUCGCAAAUUUGCAUGGCAAAGUCACCCAGUAUCAAAGUAAAAAGAAAAAAAAACGAUCGUUAUAAAAAAUUUUGAUAAUAGAAAGUCUAUUUCUUACAGUGAGGGAACCCUUCAAAAACCCCGCUUUGAAGAGCCCGCCUUGAAGGAAAGGGCGCGCUUUUCAAAGCGGAGUUUUUUAGCUUACAGAGGAAGUACCCCAAGUGCGACGCUCAGAUUUUCUUUAAAUUUUGCGGACACGUCGGGUAUAGACUAGGUGUCAAUUCCUGAAAGUUUUAGCUCGCGCUUUGCAGGCGCAGCCGGGAUAUCGAACGAUCUUUGUCACGGAGAGAGUACGCUUAACGCGGAGAGCGGUCAGAGAGAAAAACGUUUUUUGGCCAUGACGUUGCCAGUUUCACGCGGAAAAAGUUAAUUUUUUGUAGGAACAUUACCCUUUACGGUAGAAAUAGGUAUGAAAGUUUUCGUGCCAAAAUUCGGCAAAAAGUCUCACAUUUUCGCCGACUUUCGAUCUAAAAAUUUCGGUUGUUUCUGCAAAGCGCGAGCUAGGAUUCUCGCAUAUGUCUUAGAAAAAAUUAUUCUCAAUUUGUGCCAAGUUCAUCAAAAUCUGAGCGUCGCACUUGGGGUACUUCCUUUGUUAGAGAAGGGAAGGGUUUGGAGACAUUUUGGUCCCUUCCGGGAUGCAAAAUGAGAGGUUUUUUUGCCGGAUCAGGUCCCUCACUGUAUUCGUUUCAGAUUGGCCUGAAUGUAAUCCUGAGUAUGUCCUCACUCUUCCACCCCACUUCUGAGAUUCUGGAGCACAUAAUCUACUAUCGUCUGUUCCCCGGCUUUGACCGGCCUCUGAACACCAUGAAAUUGUUUUGUUUAUUCGUCGACCAUAUCGCCGUCGUUUUCCUUCAUCUCAAGUUUUUCAUCUUGGCUUUCGAACGACAUCACGCCAUAAAAAUGCGUGGGAGAUACGAAAACGAAAAAGGAAAUAUGGCUAUAAAGGUGCUGGGAGUUUUGGUAAGUAAAUAGUUUAAUUUUAAAAUUUUUUUGAUCUAUAUUUGUAAAAAUUUUAACACGACUCUUUUAUAAUGACAUUGCAGGUUGUAGUGGUGUCCAUAGAAAUCGCAAUUAAGACCUGGCUGUUUUGUAAAUACGAUACUGAAGUGCCUUAUGACGUUCGUCUGGAAAAAGGGAUGGGAGUUACGAAGUCUCCAGCUUUUUUGUCGUUCUCUUACAUCUUGUUUUCAAUAUCCAUUAUUGUUGGAUUUGUUGUAAGUUUAACGCGAAAAAGGUCAUCUAAAUUGUCAUAAAUCUUGCAUAUACCAUAUAAGGAAGAAAGCCAUUUCGGCGAGGAGCUUUUGCUGUUUAUUGGAGAUAAAUUUUCAUAUACAAUUUUUACCGGUCAAAGCUCAAGCAGUUUGCAAAUGCUUUUUAAAGUUUUAUCAAUUUUUGAAAAAAAACUUCAAAUAUUUUUCGAACAGGACAUUUUUUGAAAGAUAUUUUUCAAUCUGGUGCGCCAACUGGAUUAUUGUUUAAUUUUGCUCUUUUUCUAAUGCAAUUGCAGGAGGACAAAUAAAAAAUGCAACUUUUUAUGGGUCCUACCGCGAAAAUAUUUAAGUGUAGCAAAACAAUUUUUUACCAUUAAAUUCUCCGUGUUUUUGUGUCCCAGUCUUUUGAUUUCCAUGCCAUAUUGAUUUGACAGUUGUGUCUUUCAGCUAAUCCGUCAAACGAAAGGUUACAUCCGCAAGCUCCGUCUGAAGAGCCAAAGUUUGGCUGAGAGCUUCGAACUCAGCCAGACCAACAAGAUCGCGGAGGUCAUCUGGCCAAUGUUGCUAUCCUACAUUGCCUGUGGAAUAGCGUGUGGUCCCACCGCGAUACUCUGCUUUCACUUGGCACUAUUCAAGAGUUCUGAGAGCUGGGAAAAGGCGUAUGUUGUUGGGGCGAAAGUAAGAACUUUCGUUGUUUUUACAAGACCAAUUUAAAAAUUGGUCUGUUUUACAUUUCAUUAAGGCAGUUCGGACAAUCGGGGACCGGUAAAGUUAGUACGGUGUCGGUACACUUUUUAGUACCCAUGUGUAAACGUAGUAUUGCUUUUUACUACGCCGAGUUUUCGACAAUCCAUUGCACGUCAAUUAAACGUAGUUGAAGCUGUGUAGGCAAGGUGGAAAGUGCAAUAUAAGGUCAUAAAACAUAACUUAGAAUUAAAGGGUCAUUAAUUAAAUGUAGUAUACGUAUAGUAUAUUAUAAUACUACAUUUAAAACGUUCUUUCACAAUGCACGUCAACAAUUCAUUAACUUGAUACCCCGAUUGUCCGUGUGCCACAUAACUAUUAAUUAUUAUAAAAUCACAAUGUUUUUUUUCAGGCCAACUAUUUCUUCCUGUCCUGUUACACACUAUUUUCUUUGUUCUUCGCUUUUUAUAAAUUUGGAAUGAUCCGCAAACUUCGGGUGACCCCGAUGCCAGUGAUUCGACCAACGGACGAACAGAAGACCCAUUUCGAUUUUCUGGGAGAGUCCUGGAAGUUGUGA